Cryptosporidium ubiquitum is the source of this 2550-nucleotide messenger RNA. RefSeq lists its product as uncharacterized. The record is from RefSeq and is a predicted model, not a curated record. Bases 1 to 2550 code for a protein of 849 amino acids. Lineage: Eukaryota; Apicomplexa; Conoidasida; Eucoccidiorida; Cryptosporidiidae. Gene Ontology annotation, biological process: ribosomal large subunit biogenesis; ribosomal large subunit export from nucleus. The transcript has a single exon. Gene Ontology annotation, cellular component: nucleolus.
AUGGAUUCUACUUUGGAGGUUUAUUCUUUGCCUCAACUACAGGACAGGAUAAAAAGGGAUCCUGGAGCGUAUUUGUCUGAUUUUGAGCUACAACUACAGCAUUUUUACUCCACACUAGAAGUAUUUAGAUUGAAUCCACAAAACAUCCCCAAGGAAAUUUUCCAGCUUAUGAUAUUUAUUGCUCAGACAUCCCCAUAUUAUUUUAAAUAUGGUGUAUGUAAUAAGUUUAUUGAGAAACUUUUGGACGAGUUAAAAAAUAACUCUAGUUUAAUGACUUCCGAUAUGCGUGUUUCAAUGGCGACUUCAUUGAUUUUAUUAUCAAAUCAAAAAAUCAUUGAUAUUGUAUAUUUAUUACCUUUAUGGUUUGAUUUAAUGAGACUUCCUGAUAAAAUUUUAAGGUCAAAGUUAUUGAGACAUAUAGUUUCAAGUAUAGUCAAUACCAAUAUAAAGAAAACUGGCAAGAAGAUUAAUUCAAAAAACAGGUUUAAAACUAUAUUAAAGAGUAAGCAAAUUGGAACAUCAUUUUCAAUCUCGGAUGCAACUUUCAGUUGUUUUGGUGAACUUGGUAGUGAUCAAUUACAGGGUCAAGCUCAGCAACUUUUGAAGAACUAUAAUAUAUCAAUAGGGUAUGACUUAAAAAAGUUCAAUUCGACUAUUAUAUCAUUUUUAAGAGAUAGGAUUGCGGAUCCUAAGGAUAUCUUACGCUCUUUGGCCAUUAUAAUUGAAGUUCAUAGACAACAUGUUUGGAAUGAUGCUCAAACUGUCAAUAUUGUAGCUAAAUGCUGUGUAGGUUCAACUUCACCAAAAGUAGCCUCAACUGCAGCAAGAUUUUUAUUGGGAAGGAACUGCACAAUGGAGGAAUUGGAAAAUGAUAUAGAAGACGAGGAUGAGAGGAGGGAAUUAGCAGCAGAGGCAGUAAAGGCAAUGAAGUCUGUAUUACUUGGAGUAAGUUCAAAUAGUAAAAAGAAGAAGAUAGAAAAAGCAAAGAAAGCAAUGAAGAAAUUAGAAAAACAAAAGAAGAGUAAGACUGAAAACAAUUCUCUCGUUAGAAGUAACCAGUCUAUAGAUUUGAUACAUUGCCCACAAGAAUUUGCUGAGGAGGUAUUUCAAAGAGUUGCUCGUCACACAGAUCCUUUCGAGAUUAGAAUGACGCUUAUUGGGUUAAUUUCUAGGUUAAUAGAGCGUCACCGCCUAAUUCUUAUUAAUUAUUACACAUAUCUUGGUAGAUACCUCUCUCCAAAUAACAAGAAUGUCACAAAUGUUUUGGCUUUUCUAGCACAAGCAUGUCACGAGUUAAUUCCCCCACAAGAACUUUCAUCAACAAUCAAACUUCUUAUGGAUAACUUUGUAAGUGAGUGUUGUAGGCCUGAGGUUAUUGUUGUUGGGUUGAAUACUAUUCGAGAAAUCUGUCAAAGAGUUCCAUUGGUUAUGGAUAAAGACAAACUUUUAGAUUUGGCUAAUUUUAGGAAAAUGAACAAUAAAGGUGUAUCAAUAGCAGCAAAGAGUUUGAUUAAUCUCUAUAGGGAAAUUAUGCCAAGUAUGCUUCAUCGCUCCUUGAUGAGCAAGGAAGCUGCAAUGAAUAUCAAGGAUGGGAAUAAUGACGAUAAUCAACUUUCUUAUGGUUACAGAAAGAUUGAUAAUACCAUAUCUGGAGCAGACUUGCUUAUGAAGUACAAUAAUAGGAAGAAUAAAUCAAAGCAAGAGACUGAAUCUGAAUCUUCCCAAUAUCCGAAAGAGUAUGGCUACGACCUUGAUAAAGAUGAUAAUCAUCUUGAAAAUGACAUUAAUCAAGAGGAAAUUGAGGAUUUGAGUGAUAUUGAUUUUGAAGAGCUUGGAUCCUGCGACGAAGAUUUUGAAGAGCUUGAUGAGUUAGAUUCAGAUUUCCAAAUAGAAGCUGAGGAUUCUAUGGAAGUUCCUAGGACAUCUGAAACUGAAAUUGGAGUUAGUAACCAGAAUAUAGUUUUUGAUAAAAUUUUGGACCAGGAUGACUUUAAAAUGAUAAAGAAGCUCAAAACAAGAGUUGAGGCAGCUAAAGCUGUUGGAGUAUCCAAAAGCCUGGAAAAUGAACAGCUUGACUUUUCUACAACAUCAUCUGAUGAAGGAUCUGUAACAGGUACUAGUGGAGAGGAUGAUAAUAGUUCAGAGAGUGGAAGCGAAAGUGGCUUAGAUUCUGAUGAUUCCACAGACUACGAUAUAAGUAGGGAUAUUAGAGAUGAGAUAACUCGUAAUUUGGGUAAAAAAAAGCUUAGCAAACAGCAAAGGAUCCAAUCAAUAAUGAAGGGAAGAGAGGGCAGAGAGUCAUUCAAAGAAAAAAGAUUAAGAGGUAAGUUUUUAUUAAUUAUUUUAGUCCAAGUGUUCUUUGUAUUGGAAACUAUCACUAUUUUAUUUCGAAUAGUGAAUUAUAACACUAGUUACAAAGAACUUAUCAUUAAAGACAAGAAAAUGGGUUUUAUUCUUUUUUCUCCUUCUCCUUCUAUUCCCAAUCUUCCUCCUCCUCCUCCUCCUAAUUUUCCACCGACAACUUCUUCCUUUCAAUUAUUUCAAAUUUAA